Messenger RNA from Leptomonas pyrrhocoris, 1548 nucleotides. RefSeq lists its product as hypothetical. Bases 241 to 1548 code for a protein of 435 amino acids. Lineage: Eukaryota; Euglenozoa; Kinetoplastea; Trypanosomatida; Trypanosomatidae. The record is from RefSeq and is a predicted model, not a curated record. The transcript has a single exon.
AGUCCUCAGGUUUGAACAUAUGGGCAUGCAUAGAGCGAUUCAGCAGUGAUCUAAAACCUCACGUGACGCAGUUCAUCCUCCCUAAACUGGUGUAAUACAUAUUUUUUUCCCUGUUGAUUGUAAACACGCAAAACUCAACGAGAAACGGGAAAACCCAACAAAAACGCAUAUUUAGAUAUUUUUCAUACAUCCAUACAUCCAUACUCUUCAUCAAGGCAACACACUCACCGACAAAGCACGAUGAAUAUCUUGCAUAUUGUUCUGGCGCUGUUGGUGAGCAAGGUGGCGCUGCAGUACGCCAUCUGCGCAGCCUGCGUGCUGGCACCGCUUUACGCGUUUGUGCUGAAGCCAGUAUUGCGCUGGGCUCGAUGCCGCGCAUGCGGUGCGGCGGCGACAGGCACUGUUGUGGCACCGACUAGCGCAGUCGCACACGACACCCCGGUGCGUCUUUCCACGGUCAGCUCCAGAGGCUUCCUCUCACCCACGUCUGCGAGUGCUACACCUCUGCAGGGCACCCCCGUAUUCCUUUCGUCGCCGGGAGCGCGUGCGUCACGCCAGCGCAGUGGAAGCGGCAGUGGUCCGCAUUCUUCCGCCUCCCCUGCCCGUUUCGGCUCCAGGGACGGGUCGAGGUCGCUGCGGCCCUCGCUGGAAGUGACCGGCACCGCAGUCCGCGUAGGGGAGGAGCCUGUGGAGGUGGAGGAGUACCGCUCUCCCACCAAGCGCUUUGUGUCUGCCCUGAAGCGGCACGUGCAGCAGCGCGGUGCGGCCAUCUUUGGCAAGGACGACUCCGCCCUUCGUGCCGCCGUGGCCUCUGGAGAGGUGUUUAUCCACCGCCCCGCUCGCCGGCUGCCCAGCCAGGACUACCUCGCCUUGCGCCUGCUGCGUCGUCGGCAACUGCAGGCCCUCUAUGACGAGCUCAACAUCACGGAAGCCUCACUGGAUGACCUUUACGCCAGUCCGAAGUUUCUGGAGUGGUACGGGGCAAACCGCGAGGAACUGCUCCGCGAUGCGCAGCUGCGCGAGUCCUUCUAUCGGUGGCGCAGCCUGGCGAGAGCGGUGGUUCUGCUGAUGGCGUUGCUGCUGCUGCCCGCCUUCAGCUUCAGCACCGACACAAACGCCGUGCAGUGGCGUACGUCUCUGGCGUUCAGCUCCAGCAACACGGGUGUAGCGCCAGCGACGGUGGCCUCCGCGCCGUUUGCGCAGUUGCUGCUGACGCGCAUGAGGUACAUUCAAAAUGCGCGGUCCGCAGAGGCAGUCGCGACGCGCGCCCUUCCUUUUGCGUCGUACAUGCGCGCUGACGUGCGCACGCUUGUGGCCUCCGUGGUGGGCAUGGCGGAGUGGGUGGCCAUCGUGGCGGCUGUGUGCUCCCUCGUCACGAGCUGCUUCAUGCCUCGUGGAAGCCGCCGCACUGCCUCCGUUGCCUUCACCGCGUUCCUCGUAGUGCUGAUUGAGUCCGCGCUGGUCCCUGGCGUGUCCGUGGGGCUGGGUCUUGGGAGUUUUCUUAUUGUAAUCGUUGUGGCCACAACGAUUCGCCGUGCCGCGGAGUAG